AUGCCAAAAAAGAGAGCUUCCAACGGUAGAAACAAGAAGGGUAGAGGUCAUGUCAAACCAGUUAGAUGUAACAACUGUUCCAAGUCUGUUCCAAAAGAUAAGGCUAUCAAGAGAAUGAGUGUUAGAAACAUUGUUGAAGCUGCCGCUGUUAGAGAUUUAUCCGAAGCUUCUGUCUAUGCUGAAUAUGCUUUGCCAAAGUUGUACAACAAGGCACACUACUGUGUUUCUUGUGCUAUUCAUGCUAGAAUUGUUAGAGUUAGAUCUAGAACUGACAGAAAGAUUAGAACUCCUCCAUCUAGACAAAGAUUCCAAAGAGGUGGUAACAGAGUUUCUCCAGCUGAUGCCGCCAAGAAAGCUUUAUAA
Molecule: messenger RNA, 363 nt
Organism: Saccharomycodes ludwigii
Lineage: Eukaryota; Fungi; Ascomycota; Saccharomycetes; Saccharomycodales; Saccharomycodaceae
Gene: RPS26A
Product: 40S ribosomal protein eS26
Exons: 1
Coding region: 1-363 (120 amino acids)
Biological process (GO): translation
Cellular component (GO): cytosolic small ribosomal subunit; ribosome
Molecular function (GO): mRNA binding; structural constituent of ribosome
Source: RefSeq, a predicted model, not a curated record